This is a messenger RNA of Trematomus bernacchii (emerald rockcod), 6546 nucleotides long. Its product is annotated as collagen alpha-1(XVIII) chain-like. NCBI's taxonomy places the organism in Eukaryota, Metazoa, Chordata, Actinopteri, Perciformes, Nototheniidae. The record is from RefSeq and is a predicted model, not a curated record.
CACUCCGAGGAACCAUGUUGAGGAUGAAGACGUUGCUCCUUCUCCUGGCUUUUUUUGCCUGGAGCUCGGACGCCUGGUUCUGGUCCAAAGGACCAGAACCCACAACAUCAACCUCCAUUGAGCCGGCACCAUCGGGAACGACAGGUGCCCCCAACGCAACUCAGAAGAACCUGGAGGAGGAGGAGGAGGAGGACGACAACUUGUCUGGGGUUGGGGAUGAAAUCCUCAACGUGGCCACGGGAAUCCGUAAGUUUGUGGCGGCGUGGGACGUGACCCCGACCCCCGGGACUACUAACGGAGGCCCCACACAGAAGGUGGAGAGCGCUAACCCUAACACCACCGAGGAGAGCGGCGUCUCUUUGCUGCAGCUGAUCGGAGACCCCCCUCCGGAUGAGAUCCCCAGGGUGACUGGACCCAGGGGGGAGCCGGGCUUCAUCUUCAACCGGGCGUCGGUGUCGGGCCAGCCGGCUCUGGCCCACAUCCCCAACCCCUUCCACCGCCACUUCUCCCUCGUAUUCCACAUCAAGCCCACCUCCCCCGACGCCUCGGUGCUGUUCUCCAUCACCGACGGGCCUCAGAAGAUCAUGUACGUGGGCGUGAAGCUGAGCGCGGUGCAGAAUGGCCGCCAGAGGGUGCAGUUCUUCUACACCGAGCCCGGCUCGGAGGCUUCGUACGAGGCCGCCAGCUUCGAGGUGCCCAGCAUGGUGGAGACCUGGAGCCGCUUCUCGUUGUCCGUCUUCGACGAGCAGGUCACUUUCUACCAGGGCUGCGACUCGGAGCCCCAGGUGGUCAAGUUCGAGCGCUCCCCCGACCCCAUGGAGCUGGACGCGGGGGCCGGGAUCUUUGUGGGGCAGGCGGGGGGGGCCGACGCUGACAAGUUCAAGGGUGUGAUUCUAGAUCUGAAAGUGGUGGGGAACCAUCGUGCAGCGGAGCGUUUGUGUGACGACGAGGACGACUCUGACGCUGCGUCUGGUGACUUCGGCAGCGGUGACGGCGAGCGGAGACAGACAGGACACACUGUUAAGACCACUCCUCGUCCCUUGCGGCCGGUUCCUGCCCCCCCUCUGAUUCCCUCACAUGGGAACAGACUCAGCGAAUCAGGUACCGCCGGUUCUAAAGGGGAGAAAGGAGACAGAGGGAACCAGGGCUUAACGGGGGACCAUGGCCCCGCAGGGCCGAAGGGGGAGUCCUCCUCCUCCGGGUCCUCCUCCUCCUCCUCCUCUUCUCAGGGCGGAGGACAGAAGGGAGAAAAAGGAGUGAAGGGCAGUUCCGGGUUCGGUUACUCCGGUAAUAAAGGAGAGCGCGGGGCUCAGGGGCCCUCUGGGCUCCCUGGCCCCCCCGGCCCUGCAGCUGAGGUGGUGCGACUUGGUAAUGGAGACGUGGUGCAGCAGGUGUCCGGACCCUCCGGACCCCCAGGGUUCCCGGGGAUCAACGGGGCCCAAGGACCUGCAGGGACGGACGGAGAGCCGGGUGAUCCAGGAGAGGAUGGAAAAGCUGGUGCCGCGGGGCCACAAGGUUCUCCAGGAAAUCCAGGAACUGCUGGCUCUAAAGGCGAAAAGGGUAAUGUUGGAGAGGGUCAGCCAGGACCCAGAGGCGCCCCGGGACCACCAGGACUUCCUGGAACCGGCACUGGGGACCACCCAACCUUUUUUGACAUGGAGGGCUCAGGAUUCCCAGACUCGGACAAAAUCAGGGGUGGACGUGGACGUGGCCUUCCAGGUCUGCCAGGGCCCCCCGGCCCCCCUGGGACUUCAGUGGCACUGGGACCCAACGGCCCGGUAGCUUUCGGACCUCCAGGACCGCCGGGACAGGACGGAGUCCCCGGAAUACCGGGACCGCCUGGCCAGCCAGGAAGACCGGGUCCAAUUGGUCCCGGAGGAGAGAGGGGUGAAGGUGGGGAUCUUGGUCUUCCAGGAGUAGCUGGAGAAAAGCAAAACUCGCAAGACUCAGGCUUUUUCACGGGCCUGUAUUCUUACUUUGCUCCAUCCUCUACGGGGUCUCAGGGUGACCUGGGUCUGACGGGUACUUCGGGGCAAUCGGGGCUGGCGGGGCUUCCAGGUCCCAUGGGGCCCGUCGGACCCCCCGGACCUCCAGGGCCACCGGGGCCUGGGUACCGAGGAAGUAAUAGUAACCAGGAUCAGUACGAUGUGAACAACGGCUAUGCUGGUCUCCCCGGCCCACCUGGACCUCAGGGUCCAUAUGGUAUUGCAGGACUUCCUGGUAAAUCCGGUUUGCCCGGUAACCAUGGAGACAAAGGAACCGAGGGGGCACGAGGACCUCCAGGGAUGCCAGGAAUGGACGGGUUCCUUGGACAGUCGGGCGAUAAGGGAGACCGAGGACAGAGAGGAGAGCAGGGUCUUCCAGGGCGUGACGGGGGGGGAGCGGGGCCUCCAGGGCCCCCCGGACCACCAGGAGAAAUCACCUACCAGAGAAGUGACUCUAAUGAAGUGAUUUGGAAUGGAGGGUCACAGGGAGGAUCUGGUCUUCCAGGUCGAGCAGGAUUUCCAGGACCCUCGGGGCCUAAAGGAGACAAAGGAGACACAGGGCUUCCAGGAUAUGCAGAUAAGGGGGCGAAAGGAGAGCCUGGUAUCAUCCUGGGGCCGGACGGGAGACCUCAGUACCUCGGGGGUCUUGCAGGACGUCCGGGUGACGCUGGACCCCCGGGUACUGAGGGACCUUCAGGUCCUUAUGGUCCUUCAGGACAUAAAGGAGAGAUUGGGAUUCCAGGCAGACCUGGUCGCCCGGGGCUGAACGGCGUCAGAGGAGAGAAGGGAGACUCAGGAUCUGGGUCUGGAGUUGGUUACCCUGGUGUUCCAGGUCCCCCCGGCCCUGCCGGACCCCCUGGAUCUUAUCCCACAGACAGACAGGGAGGAUAUGACGAUUAUUCCAGAUAUAACCCCGCUGCUAAAGGAGAUAAAGGUGACCCCGGACCCCCAGGCAGAGUUGAGAUUACAGGAGGCGGGUCGACCUUUGACAUCUACUCCCUGAGGAAUGAGAUGAAAGGUGAAAGUGGCACCCCGGGCUACAAAGGGGAUAAAGGAGAACCGGCCGAGGGACAUUAUGACCCCCGAUAUGGAGUGAGCGGGGCCGGAGCACCUGGACCCCCGGGUCCAAGAGGAGACUCCAUCGUUGGGCCAGCAGGCCCUCAGGGGCCCCCCGGUCAGCCAGGGAGAGGCUAUGAUGGUCAGCAAGGACCCCCAGGGCCCCCUGGACCUGCAGGAGGAUCCACACCUGAAGUUUACAGAGGCACACAGACUAUCAAUAUUCCUGGACCCCCUGGACCACCUGGAACACCUGGACUACCUGGACACUCCACAGGGGUGACGGUGUUGAGGACGUAUGACACCAUGACAGCCACCGCCAGAAGACAGCCUGAGGGCUCUCUGGUCUACAUCAUAGAUCAAACUGAUCUCUACCUGAGGGUGCGGGGGGGCAUUCGUCAAGUCCAGCUUGGGAAUUACAUUGCUUUGCCCAUUGUAGAUGGUAACGAGGUUGCAGCUGUGGAGCCCCCACCUGUUGUCCCCUACUCCCCCCACCACACCGAAAACACCGACCCCUCUGUACACGACUCCCAAAUUCAACCUGAGAGCCCCGUCUACCCGGACCCUCACCACCCUACACACCAGGACCCUCACCACCCUACACACCAGGACCCUCGCCACCCUCACGAACCUACACACCAGGACCCUCACCACCCUACACACCAGGACCCUCACCACCCUACACACCAGGACCCUCGCCACCCUCACGAACCUACACACCAGGACCCUCACCACCCUACACAUCAGGACCCUCACCAACCUACACACCAGGACCCUCACCACCCUCACCAACCUACACACCAGGACCCUCGCCACCCUACACACCAGGACCCUCACCACCCUACACACCAGGAACCACAGUACCCGUCCAACCCUGAUCCCAGAUACCCCUCCCACCCUGACCCCAGAUAUCCCUCCAACCCUGACCCCCGGUAUCAGCCGGACCCUCGGUUCCCACCACCCACAGAUCCACGUUUCCCGAGUUACACAGACCGCCUGAACCAACCGGACGGGAGGGUUUCUGUCAACACGGCACAGGAGCGCCCUGCGUACCCGGACUCCCGCUACGCGGACCCUCGCUACGCCGUCACUCCUCAGCGAAGACCCCCUCCUCGUGUGCCCGACACUCCAGUGCACCGUCAUACCUCAGGAGCAGGGCUCCACCUCAUCGCCCUGAACAGCCCCCACUCCGGCUCCAUGCGGGGGAUCCGCGGUGCAGACUACCAGUGCUUCACCCAGGCUCAGGCCAUCGGGAUGAAGGGAACUUUCCGGGCCUUCCUCUCCGCCAAACUGCAGGACCUGCACAGCAUCGUGCGCCGGAGCGACAGGGACCACCUGCCCAUAGUCAACCUGAAGGACGAGGUUCUGUAUGACAGCUGGGACGCCAUGUUUAAUGAGGGCAGGAUGAAGGACAGCGUGCCGAUGUACUCCUUCGAUGGCAAAGACGUCCUCAACGACAGCACAUGGCCGGAGAAGAUGCUGUGGCACGGGUCGAACGCCGCGGGGAGGGGUCAGAUGGACAGCAUCUGUGAGGGCUGGCGGGUGGGCGAGCGGGCGCUGAGCGGCACGGCGGCGGAGCUGCGGAGCGGCAACCUGCUGCAGCAGACCCCCAGCAGCUGCUCCGGCUCCUACGUGGUGCUGUGCAUCGAGAACAGCUACAUCGGCCAGGCCAAGAGAUAAACACACACACACACACACACGCACACUGGACACCUCCCGAAGCCAUGCUUUUGUCCAUACUUUUCAGUAUGUUGUAAAUAUGUUUUCCUCUUAUGAAUAAUUAGUUUGUUUGUAAGCCAUUCCCAUAUGGUGCUAUACAGGACCCUCCCACAUGUUGAACCUUUGUUUAAACUCAGGAUAUAUACAGUAACACACCCUGCGGCAGCCAUAUUGGAAGUACACAAGGCAACAGUGUGUUUCCAGCAGGGACGCUCGCUUGUCUGUGAAUGGUUCUUUUCCACUCUUCAGAUAGCAAUCGCUUAAAUACUGAUAUAAAUGUUGACGCUUGGUGCUUUAUACUUAAGAACACACAGAUUGAUUUUAUAGAGACGAUUUACUUCUUAGAAAGUAGUCCCAAUACUGUUUAUAGAUAGGCUUAUCCAAAGUGCCAGGGUCACAGGUGUGUGCCUCUUGUGUAAUACCAUUACAUACAAAAAGAUGUGUUUAUUACCAAAGAAUGUACGAUUCAACAUCAAUGUAUGGUCUUUUAAAGAACUUUCCAAAAUCCUCAAAGACUCUUCUAACCAUUUAGAUGGAAAAACAUUCAAUUAUAUGCACAAUAAACAACAUUCCUUUCAUAAUUAAAGAUGAAAACUCAUGUUCUUGUCAAAAAAUAAUGUAUUAUAUACAUUUUUAGAUUCCUUUAUGAAUAACAGGGUCUUAAACGUAUAUUUUUUAUCCAGAAGCAAUCUUUAAGGAUAUUUGGAAAUAUUAUUUUUAAAAGCUUUGAUGCUAAACAACUUUUGUGAUUUUUCAAAGCUAGUAGGUUAGCUGUUUUUCAGGAAAUGGUACGAAUAAUUACAUUUUUAUAAUAUUUCCUCAACAAGGGGACAUUUUAUAAUUAAUAUCUCUAGCCAGAUAUGUCACACAACAGCACCCCCCUCAUUUUUAUCGAUAAAAGGGAAAUCAAUGUAUCUCAGAAAAGGGAUUAACCACUGUGAUCAUGCGUAGAAAGUACGUCUGUGUGAGUUACAUUUCGAUAAAACAGGUAGAUUUCAUGUGUCCCUUUCUUCUUCAUAUUUACAACCCUAAUACCUGAAGAGCAGUGUUAAUAAUGAUUUAAAACAACAUCUCCUGUGGCUUUAAUUCCACGUGUACUUUCUAUAUACAGUAUAUGUCGGUGCUAGAGUGGAAAAUUGAGUAAUAAAAUACUCAGGUGGGUAUCGGUGCAGUUAUCCACACAUUUCAGCGUCCAACAUAAACCUGAGUUAUUGUUUAUUAAAAAUGGUUUAACUUCCUUUCUUCUACACUGAUGUAACCUGUAACCCAUAGCACUUCAGUAAUAGUCUUUUUUAUGUUGUGACUGUCUUACAUGCGAAGAUGUUUCCGUACUUUUAGCAGUAACAAAGGGAUAUUUAUUUUUUAUAAACCGUGCAUUUUCUAGUAUAGUGUGUGAAUAAUAACAUUUCCAAAUAUAUCCAGAAGAUGUGCAGCCUUACACACACAUUUCCUCUGAUACAAAGUUUGUGCAGGAAACAAAUGUACCUACAGAUAUCUGGACAGGAUUCAGCCAUAACUGUUUGUCUAUGCACUGUUGCUUUUUAUUCCUCUAUUUGUUUUUAUUUGUUCACAAACAGUAAAUGCACUGCAGCUAGCUGACAGCACUCUCUGCGGUUCAACUUCCAACACAGCCUUUCAUUAGUUUCCGCAUAAAGUAGACAAUAAAGUGACAUUUCCACGUGCCUUAACAACUGCAGUAAGAUCAUUAUUAUCUGUUUUUGACUUUGUGUUGAUGAGCAUCCUUUUAAAAUGCUGCAUCUGCUUGAAUAAACCUGUGUGGAAAGUG